CAAUUUUUAAGCAUAUUAAAAAAUAAAACAACUUCGUGUUUCACUCUCUAUCCAGGAAGUUAAACCGAAGCCUCUCUUCUGUAAGACAGGUUUUUCUUGCUCAGCAAGGGAGUUCCUCUAAACAAUAUUUGUUAACCAGGUAUCCUUCACUUGCCAUUUAUAGAGCCACGAAAUUUUCCUCUUUCAUAUUUUUCUGCUUCCACAGGUGGAAAAGGCUGAGUAGUACAUGAAGUCAAAGCACAGCUUCUAUUCCUACACAGCCCAUUUUAUGUACAAAACAUCUUGAAAGAAGUGACUUCAAUUUUCAGUUCACAGUGAGUGUUUUAAACCUCUGAGGACUCAAUUACAAAAAAAAAAAUAAAAGAAGCAGCCUUUUGCAGUGAGUGGACUCUGCAGCUAAUUAGUAAGGAUCUCUCUUUUUCAAACAUCUUAGCUGUACACAGCAUGAAAGCAAAUCCAAGCCUGGGGCAUAACCUCAUGGAAAUUCUCCUGGAAUUGUAUAAAAAGGGUCAGGUGCUUGGCCAUAUUAACGUGUAUUUCUUCAAAGUGAGCAGAAGUAUACAGACUGGUGCCAUGCAGGGAUUUAGAAACUGUUUGCUGGAGCAUCCAUCCUACAAGGAGAGACAGAGCUGGAUUGUUCAGUCAGAACAAUCCAUUUUAAACAUCAGAAAAAAACUUUAUUACUGUUACAGUGGUCAAAAGGGUGAGGCUGUGGAGUCUCUGUGUCCUUGGAGAUGUUGAAAAUCUGAUUGGGAAUGGCCCUGAGCAAGCUCCUGGAGGUGCCCCUGCUCCAGAUGAUGCCCGAGGUGCCUUCUGUCAGCCUGUGGAGUCUGGUUUAAGGACAGCGUCCUCGUGUUGGUUUUGUGGAGGAGAGCUGGUUUUGAAUUCUCAGCCACCUUUUCCAUGAAUGUAACCCAAAAUAGAUGCUGGGCUAAUUAUUAGCCUCCAUAUGCAACGCUCACACUCCUGCUGGAUCCGAGCUGACAAAAAGGCUCAAUUCCAAACAGCCACUGCUGGCCAGAAGCCUGAAGCCGCAGUCCCUCACAUACCACAUACCUAUUUGCAUAGCUCUCCAUUUACAGAAAGGAAAUCUGGGGCACUGAAUGGAAUGAACACCAGUAAAACACUACAGAAACACUUGCAGAUAAACAUCCCAACAGAUGAAGCAUUUUAUACACAGUUAUCUGCCAAAAGGCAGGAUUUCAUCCUUCUCUUUGAUGUUUUCGGUCAGGUAGGUCUGCACGUUAAACGUAUCCAAACUAUUUCAGCUACAGCACCAAGAGUGGUUCCAGCAUGAAUAACUCACCGAUACAUAACAAUAAGAAGUCAGCAUAUCUAAAAAUACAUUUUUCUUUAACAUAACCUUUGUGGAGCAGCACCUAACGUGGUCCACCUGUGAACACCGGGUUAGCAGAGCUUUGUGAACUGUGAUGAGGGAUUUGGAAAACACCAGCACACACCUCCGGGAUGCUCAAAACCAAAGUAUUUAGGGAAAAUGCCAGUAACAAGGCUGCGGGUGGAAGGAGAGGAGGGAAGAGGGAGGGAGCUCAAUGUUUUUUCAGCUAUGCUUGCUCCCUCCCCUACUUAAAUGUAACAAAAAAAAAGAGAUGCUAGUUGCUGAUGUCAUCCAAGUGCUAGCAUUAAUCACUCACAGCAUCACUGGUACAGGCACAGGAGCAUAUAACAGGGAUGUGCUGGCACUACCCUGUCCAAGAAGGAAGCAAUACAGGAGGAAAAAGACAUUAUUGUCCUCCUCUCUGCUCUUUGAAAACCAAGGCAAACUGCAUCUUUAGACAAGAUGUGCAUGAAUUUCGGUAGAAGAGACGAAGAAGCCAUGCCACAACCAGCACCAGGGAAAAAAUCUGAAAGUAGCAAGCAGUGAGGAUUCAGUCCAGGGGGAAGAAAAAGCAGAGAUCAUGAAGCAACUAACUCCUGUGGGAAACGAUACAGAACAUUUAGUGGUUAUGUUAUUUUUGCAUCCGCACCUGAAAAUCCUGUUCUGAAAGCUCUGUCGGGAAGUGAUGAGCACUACGAUCCACGCGGCAUCCCCAGCAGCAAAACCUCUCAGUUAUCUCCCUGGGAAACACUAAGCUACCCUUUCUGAAGAUCCCUGCUGGGAAAGGACCCCCCGAGCAGCUCAGCAAUGGGAAUUACCGUCCAAAACAUCACCGGGAACACGGCGGUGGUGAUCUGGCCCCAGCUGGCCAGCUGCGCCGACAGCUUUUACAGCGUCAUGUACCACCCCAACUGGAGGAGCACACCGGCCAGCUACUCGAGGAAGAGCUUCCAGAAGGAGGAGAGGGUGCCCGCCAGCCGCUCGUCCUUCGUGGUGGAGAACCUGACCCCGCUGACCACCUACAUCCUCUGUGUCACCUGCCAGUCCGCCAACCCCUCCAGCGACCAGUGCCGGGUCUUCAACACGCUGCAACGCGACCCGGCGUCCUCCGGCACUGCCAAGAAGGAGCUGGCACUGGGCAUCUGGCUGGCCAGCAGCCUCCUGCUCCUCGUCAUCGCCGCCGUCCUCCUCUACGGCUGCCUGCACCUGCUGUGCCGCAGGAGGCGCGAGCGCCCGCGGGGCCGAGCCAGGUCUGCCGAAUGGGACCCGGGGAAGACGUGGACCAAAAGCGCAGCGGGAGCCUCCCAGGAGCUCGGCGUGCAGGGCAGAGGGAGGCGGGACAGCGAGGAGGAGCAGCAGGAGGGCGGCAUCCAGCUGGCCACCAUCAUAGCCAACCCGUCAGCCUGCCAGCAGCCCUGCCGGCCCGCAGCCGAGAGCCAGGAGCGAGUGCCAAGGGCCGGGCUGUACUCUGCCAUCAAUUAGAAGCCUUUCGGCAGGGAGGAGAUCUCCUGCCGCUUGGGACAUCCCCAUCCUUCAACCCCAUCGCGUGCUUUGUCACCACUCGUGACAUGGCUGCUCGUCUGUGCCUGCUGCCCUCACGGCCCCAUCCGACACCCUCGCGCUGCCUCAAGUACUCAGGGGCAAAGGUUUGGGCUGCCCAUGACUCUCUGCUGCACUUUGCUGCUUCAAAAUGCGGUGAAAUACCCUGGGAUGUCUUACUUGGAGCUCUUCAGCACCCACCAGAAGCUCCUUUACGCACCGCAGUGACUCCCUGUAGAGGCAGCAGGGCUCAGAGAAGCAGCUGCCGGUCCUUCAUCCUCCCUCCCCUUCAGUUUAAAUAAUAAAACUCAUCCAUCAGCUGCAAGUUUCUGUCCAACCAUACCGUAAGUUUUGUAGGACCAAGGGGGCAAGGAAGUAAAAACACGCCAACAGGCAUUUUAUUUUGGUACCAAUCCGAUCUGCUAGUCAUCUAACUGCGCCUGUGGACGUCGCGGCAAGAAAAAGCCCUUCAGACAGAAAUCUGUUCACCCUGGCAAAAUGAUGCAUCUUGUCUGGCUUGUGUGUGUAAGUCACUCUGUCUGAAAUCCCUGAAGUGAAUUUAUGUUCCGUAAAAACGUAAUAAAUCUCGCUAACACUG
Anas platyrhynchos (mallard) is the source of this 3473-nucleotide messenger RNA. Its product is annotated as fibronectin type III domain-containing protein 9. Lineage: Eukaryota; Metazoa; Chordata; Aves; Anseriformes; Anatidae. Gene Ontology annotation, molecular function: protein binding. The record is from RefSeq and is a predicted model, not a curated record.